Messenger RNA from Synchiropus splendidus (mandarinfish), 3635 nucleotides. It is a transcript of the gene ido1, whose product is annotated as indoleamine 2,3-dioxygenase 1. Gene Ontology annotation, biological process: 'de novo' NAD+ biosynthetic process from L-tryptophan. The coding region runs from base 143 to 1414 and encodes 423 amino acids. Gene Ontology annotation, cellular component: cytoplasm. Gene Ontology annotation, molecular function: L-tryptophan 2,3-dioxygenase activity; indoleamine 2,3-dioxygenase activity; heme binding. Lineage: Eukaryota; Metazoa; Chordata; Actinopteri; Syngnathiformes; Callionymidae. The transcript has 10 exons. The record is from RefSeq and is a predicted model, not a curated record.
GUCUCACUCCAUAUCAGGGAAACAUUAUUGAACAGGAUGUAAUGAUUGACGGUCUCUUCAGUGGACUCUGAACCAAGGGUCUCUUCAUCCACGCUGUCACUUCAAAGUUGUUGUGAGUGAAUGCGCGUGGAUCGUUUCCUCUAUGGCGUCUCCAGUGCCGGACCAGAAUCUCUUCUCCCUGGACCGAUACCACGUCUCCACAGAACUGGGAUUCAUCCUGCCUGGACCUCUGGAUGAGCUUCCAGCUUACUUCCAGCCAUGGAUGGAUAUUGCCAGACGAAUCCCAGAGCUGGUGGACGCUCACCAGCUACGCUUCCAUGUGGACAGAAUGCCUCUUCUGAACAGCCAGUUCCUGAAGGGAUACAGAGAACUGCGCCUGGCUCACUUGGCGCUCGGGAUGAUGACCAUGGGCUACGUCUGGCAGGAGGGGGAGAACAAGACCGUUGAGGUUCUGCCUCGUCCUUUGGCUGUCCCAUACUGGGACGUGUCAGUGCGAUUGGGACUGCCCCCAAUUCUCACCCAUGCAGACGCAGUAUUGGCCAACUGGAGGAAGCGAGAUCGCGAGGGACCUUUCGAUAUAUCGAACCUGGAGAUGUUGUUUAGUCUGCCUGGUGGAGAAAGUGUGCAUGGUUUCUUCAUGGCUACAUUCUUAGUAGAGCUGUCAGCACUCCCUGGCCUCAAAAGCAUUCCCGCAGUGAUCAAUGGAGUCAGGCGUGGUGACAGUGAAGAGGUGGCUGCUGCUCUGGAGGAAGUCAGCAGAGCCCUGCAGAGCAUGACGGACACCUUGAAACUCCUACAUGUCUACGUGGACCCCGCUGUCUUCUAUGGCAUCAUGAGAAUCUUCCUCUCUGGGUGGAAAGACAACCCCUGCAUGCCAAAGGGUCUAGUGUAUGAGGGCGUCCAGGAGGAGCCGAUGGAGUUCUCUGGAGGAAGCGCAGCAGAGAGCAGCCUGCUACACUGUUUUGAUGAACUCUUGGGUGUCAAGCAUCAUGCCAAAGGAGGUGGAGACUUCCUCCUGCGGAUGAGGGACUACAUGCCUCCAGCACACAAGCAACUGGUGCAGGACAUCUCAGCACAGCCGUCUCUCAAGAGAUUCGUCCAGGAGCAAAGCAGCGAGAGACUCACCCAGACCUUCCAGCUCUGUCUCACCAAACUCCUGGCCUUCCGCAGUUAUCACAUCAAUGUCGUCAGUCGCUUCAUCACAGUUCCUGCCGCUCGUGCCCGACAACUCAGAGACAAAAAGAGCCCCGAUGACGAAGGGGAGAUGGUGACUAAAGCGCCCACUGCGCUGGAGGAGAGGGGCACCGGAGGCUCGGGGAUAAUGGUGUUUUUGAAGACUGUGAGGGAUGAGACAAGAAAAAGUUUGCUCUCUGACAACAGUGAAGAGAAGCACCAGGCUGAUGAGUCAUGGUGACCCCCUCUGACCACAUCAGUCUAUUUAUAAGAAAGUCAAUUAAAGCACGCUGCUUAAAGGGAAAGUGAUCGACCAUAUCACCGGCAUGUUGCUUUUCAAUUUAACCCCAAAUUUAUCUGAUAUGAGUCUCUCUUUUCAGUUGGAAUACCAAUGGAACAGCCUUCAAUGGCCCCAUAAAUGAGCAACAAGGAAACAACUUUAAUCCCAGUCUGACUUCGAAGUGAAGUGACAGCUGGCUUUGGUCACAACUACUGAGCAUCUCACUCAAGAAUUUUCAGGAGACUUUGACAACUUUCAAGCAACAAGAUGAUUUGUGAAAACCCUGUAACUAUUGUUACUGAAUUUAUCCAAGUCUUGCAACACCACCAAAUUUCAAACAAGAUUCCCCACCAAUCUAGAUGGUGAAAAACAGACCCCUCAAAUUUUGAUCUCAGGUCAUAGGGUGAGAUUUGACGGCUUGCGACCUGAUGGGUAAUGGUUCAACGACGGUGGCAUGUGUUCCAGACUUUUGGCUGUAAUCACUUAUAAAGGUGUAUUGUAUUAUUGUAGUGUUGGGAAAUUGGGAAUUAGCAUAACUGAAGAGAGACUGAGAAAAGUAAACUCAUGAAUAUACAUACACAGAUCUUCAGCUAGUCCGCUUAGUCCUCUUCAGGGUUAAAGACAUGUUUAACUGGGUUUAAGUAACCUGUAGAAGUCAAAUGACACAUUUAAGGGCUCUGGAUAUUAAAGAACUUGAAGCAACUUUUAAAAAGAUGAGGUUCAUGAAUCCAUGUAAUAGGAGACUUGCUUUAUGUCCUGUAUAGGCCACUGUAGUCUGCGGGGGGACCGUGAGCAGUGAGGAGUGUUAUUGAGCUACUUCCUGCUUAGUAGAACAAACAAAUGUGGAGGAAUAUGUUUCAUUCACAGACUACGCUAUAACCUUUUCCCCCCGGUCAGCUUGGCGUCUCUAUGUGUGUCAGUCGCUGUUCCCUACCCAUUGGUCAUUAUUUGAGCAAUAAUGCGCGACUUUGACAGAAAAAAAUGUGAGGAAAAGAAAGAGACUGGCUCCUAAACAUGAGCUGGUUCUUCCUUACUUUAUGUUCUGUGUAUGGCGGUGUCACUCAGCGGAUGAUUUUUUGUGCAUGACAAACACAGCUUGCAUGUGAAAUGGUUCGCUUGCAAGAACACAGAGCCCUGCUAAAUAAGAAAAAUGUCAGUGAAAGUUGACCCCGUCUGCUCAGGCCAGUUGUACCAACUUCACAAAACAAAGCAUGAAGGGGAAAAAAGGAUGUAAUUAGGACCAAAGAUAGCCGCCCUGCCAUUUGUUUUGUAGCUUGAUGUUCAACAUUGUUCGGUUGCCAGCAUGAUAGCAGUGAGUCCAACCUGAUAUGUUGCUAGAAAACACUCAACACAUUGGCAAACUGAAUCUGAACUCUGUGCCAGGAAAAUCCUUGUACCUCACCUGCUCGGCUUGGCUUGCGUCAUUAGCAUUUUUCUGUAAUUGGGCUGUUAUUUUUGACCGUAUUACAGUUAAACACCAGCGUGCAUCAUCAUUCUGGAAUGAUCGCUAUCGUACGGACACUGCUGUCUAAAUAUAAUCGGUUACUAGAAAAGAAUGAGGAUGAAAAUGCUUGGCUUGUGACAUCGUGUUGAGUUUAUCAUCACCAGAACAAAACUGUCUGCUGCUAACAUGAACAUUGGUGCAUAGUGGUUUUCUGCAUGAAGGAAUAAAUCUUUAGGCCUCUUGAUCAAAACUAGAUUUUCAGAUGUUUUCUUGUUUUCCAACUGAAAAAUGACUGAAAUCUCUUCCAACACCACCGUGGGGCAGGCUGGAGCAGCAGAGCAUGUUGACUUAGCAAACCAGUGUAAGAUGUAAGUUGGAGAAAGUCACUGAUCUUAAUCCUUCUUCCCACAAAAUAAUCUUUUCCUUUCAUCACUUAUGUCAUUUUGCAAUGUGUUGAAAUCUCUCAGACACCCAGAUGUUGUCGGAUAAAAUAUCAACAUGCAGGAACGCGGCCUUCUCAUCUCUUAAAAUGAUCAGUCUUUGUUGCUGCUUUUAUAUUCCAACUGUACAUCUUCUCAAUGAGCUUGUCAUGUGGAAGGACAAAGCACAAUUGAGUGCAGGGAUGCAUCACUUAUCAGAAUGGUUACCUCAGCACUCCUGCAAGCCAACAGCCCACAUCCAGCCCUCACAUGCCCCAAAACACUUCCUGGAGUGAGAGUGCGGAAAAUCCGGCAGCGA